This is a messenger RNA of Maylandia zebra (zebra mbuna), 1033 nucleotides long. It is a transcript of the gene ncbp2, whose product is annotated as nuclear cap binding protein subunit 2. Lineage: Eukaryota; Metazoa; Chordata; Actinopteri; Cichliformes; Cichlidae. Gene Ontology annotation, molecular function: RNA cap binding. Gene Ontology annotation, biological process: mRNA cis splicing, via spliceosome. The record is from RefSeq and is a predicted model, not a curated record. Gene Ontology annotation, cellular component: nuclear cap binding complex.
GCAACAUCAUCGCUUUUCCGGCAUGCUCCUAGUUGAAGAGCAGCAAAGCGCCUCACUGCGAUUUUUUCCACGAUGUCUGUUAAACUAAAUGCGCUAAACAGUGAUUCUUACAUUGACAUUAGCCAAUACAGAGACCAACACUUUAAGGGUAAUCGCUAUGAUCAGGAGAAGCUUCUGAAGCAGAGCAACACUUUGUAUGUGGGCAACCUCUCCUUCUACACCACCGAGGAGCAGGUACACGAGCUGUUUUCUAAAAGUGGAGAUGUCAAGCGUAUCAUCAUUGGCCUGGACAAAAUCAAGAAGACUGCUUGUGGGUUCUGCUUUGUCGAAUACUACACCCGUGGAGAUGCAGAGCAUGCCAUGCGCUUCAUUAAUGGCACACGGCUGGAUGACCGCAUCAUCAGGACAGACUGGGAUGCCGGCUUCAAGGAAGGAAGACAGUUUGGUCGUGGCAAAUCAGGAGGACAGGUGAGAGAUGAGUACAGGCAGGAUUAUGAUCCAGCGAGAGGCGGUUAUGGUAAGCUGGCUCAGCAGCAUCGACCCACAGAGGUGCGCAAUAGUUUUUAGAAUAAAGUCCACAGCAGUCUGCCUGGACUAGAGUCCCAGCUGUCAGUCCUGCUCCGGAUUAACUCUCCCACAAGGUCACAGCAAGCUACCACAGAUCAUCUGAAUUUUGUCAUGAAAGCCCUGUGCAGCAGUCCUGCUCGGACCACUGGAUCCAGGUGUGAGCAGAUGUUAUUUAUUUGUUUUGGAGGCUUGGUUUUUGCUCUGCCCACCUCUGCGACUAAUAUACCUGCCAUCUGUCUACAUGGUUGACAUGUGAUAUUUGGUGAUGUUUAUUAUCCUGUGUAAAGAAAUGCCAUUGAUUUUCCUGCAGGCUGGAAACCCUCUGAUAAAGUUGUCGUCUUGAUUUUCUGUGUCAUGUUCAAAUAACAACCUGAAAUUUUGAAGAUGUAGUCUGCUGUUCCAUGUUUGAAACCAUGUCCAAAACUGCAUACUUUUUAAAAUAAAGUCUUGUUUUUUUGAAAGUUCA